This is a messenger RNA of Dermatophagoides farinae (American house dust mite), 2223 nucleotides long. RefSeq names its product Kelch-like protein diablo (gene dbo). Gene Ontology annotation, molecular function: protein binding. The record is from RefSeq and is a predicted model, not a curated record. NCBI's taxonomy places the organism in Eukaryota, Metazoa, Arthropoda, Arachnida, Sarcoptiformes, Pyroglyphidae.
GACCAUCAAUUUGUUUACAUACAAGAAAAGAAUCCAAGAUAUCAUUCAUUCAUGGAUGAUUAUCAUUUUAUUGGUCUAUAAAAAAAAGAAUAAUAAAUUCUUAUAAAUUUCUAAAUCGUCAUUUAGUAUGCAUCAUCAACGUGCUAUGAAUCCAUUAGAUAUCUGUAUGGAUUAUGGACAUGCAUCAAAUUCAUCAACAAUGCAGCCAUCAUCCUCUUCAUCGAAUCAUGUUUCCACAACAUCAUCAUCACAACAGAAUAAUAAUUCUGGACCAACGCUAACAACACCACCACCACCUCCACCACCACGUCCAACUUCAAGUCAAUCGACUUUGUUGAAUUCAAGUCCAAAUCUAAUUCUAUCCACUGGAUUUCAUUAUUCAUUAAGACCACCACAACCAAUACCUUCAUCAAAUUCUUCAUCGGUUACUAAUCUUGAUUUGAAUACCGUAGCUAAACGUUUUGAAUAUACAUCGGAAAAACAUCCUAAAUUAUUGCUAGAAUCAUUAUCAAUAUUACGUCGACGUCGAGAACUUUGUGAUGUUGUUCUCAUUGUUGGUCAACGAAAAAUCUACGCUCAUCGUGUUCUAUUAGCUGCAUAUAGCCCUUAUUUUCUUGCCAUGUUCACCGGAGAAUUAGCCGAAUCCAGACAAACAGAAGUAAUCAUCAGAGAUAUUGAUGAACACGCAAUGGAAUUAUUGAUUGAAUUUGCAUACACUUCACAUAUAGUUAUUGAAGAAAAUAAUGUUCAAGUUUUAUUACCUGCUGCUUGUCUUCUACAAAUGAACGAAAUACAAGAAGUUUGUUGCGAAUUUUUACGCCGUGAACUUGAUCCAUCCAAUUGUCUAGGGAUACGUUCGUUUGCUGAUACACAUGCAUGUCAGGAUCUUCUACAUUAUGCCGAUAAAUAUACUCAAGAUUAUUUUCAAGAAGUGAUUGAAAAUGAAGAAUUUCUGUUAUUGCCUGUCAAUCAAUUGAUCGAUAUUGUUUCAACCGAUGAAUUGAACAUAACAUCUGAAGAACAAGUUUAUAAUGCAAUCAUGAAAUGGGUUCGUUAUAAUGUACAAGAACGUGGUCAACAUCUAGCUCAUGUAUUGCAACAUGUACGAUUAUCACAAAUGUCAGCAAAGUUUUUAGUAGGAACCGUUUCCUCGGAUAUAUUGGUCAAAAAUGAUGAAGCUUGUCGUGAUUUGGUGGAUGAAGCGAAGAAUUAUCUAUUAUUACCACAGGAACGAACGUUAAUGGUUGGUCCACGUUUUCGGCCACGUAAACCUGUUCGUCGUGGGGAAGUAUUAUUCGCGGCUGGUGGAUGGUGUAGUGGUGAUGCUAUCGCUUCGGUUGAACGUUAUGAACCACAAACACGUGAAUGGCGUAUGGUUGCACCGAUGAAUAAACGUCGUUGUGGUGUUGGUUGUGCUGUAUUGAAUGAAUUACUUUAUGCAGUCGGCGGACAUGAUGGUCAAUCGUAUCUAAACAGUAUUGAACGCUAUGAUCCACAUACAAAUCAAUGGUCAAUCGAUGUUGCUCCAACUUCAACCUGUCGAACUUCGGUUGGCGUUGCUGUUCUCGAUGGAUAUCUGUAUGCAGUUGGUGGACAGGAUGGUGUUUCAUGUUUGAAUAUUGUCGAACGAUAUGAUCCACAAUCAAAUCGAUGGACAAAAUUAGGCGGUAUGACUUCAGGUCGUCUUGGUGUAGCUGUUGAAGUACUCGGUGGCUAUCUUUAUGCCAUUGGUGGAUCGGAUGGUAAUAGUCCAUUAAAUACCGUAGAAAGAUAUGAUCCACGUACAAAUCGAUGGAAUUUAGUUGCACCAAUGUGGACACGAAGAAAACAUCUUGGUUGUGCUGUUUAUAAUAAUAUGAUCUAUGCUGUUGGUGGUCGUGAUGAUACUACUGAACUUAGUUCAGCAGAAAGAUAUAAUCCACAAACCAAUACAUGGCAACCAAUCGUGGCCAUGACUACUAGACGUUCAGGUGUUGGUCUUGCCGUUGUAAAUGGACUUCUUUAUGCCGUUGGAGGAUUCGAUGGUACAACAUAUCUGAAAACAAUCGAAAUGUAUAGUCCAGAAGAUAAUCAAUGGCAACUUUGUGGUUCAAUGAAUUAUCGUCGUUUAGGUGGUGGUGUUGGCGUCAUACGAAUGUCACAUCCUACGGAAUCAUCAUUUACAAACAACAAAUAAUAAUCAAAAAGAAAAUCAUUAAUCUAUAUCAGUGAUUCUCAACCUUU